Molecule: messenger RNA, 321 nt
Organism: Adineta ricciae
Lineage: Eukaryota; Metazoa; Rotifera; Eurotatoria; Adinetida; Adinetidae
Source: the annotation of a GenBank genome assembly
AUGUUGAUUCUAUCAUUAUUAAUCCGAUUGGCAUGCUCAUCGUACGGUUCAUCAGUCAAUGGUAUUAUCAAUGUUGAAGACGGUCCACCAACGAUACUUUCCAUCCGGACAUUACUCUCACUCGAUCUGAAAGUUGAUGAUGAUUGUUAUUCACGUAGAAGGUCUGUAUACUCGAUAGUACUUGAGAACUGUGGUGAACAAUUGCACUUUUAUUUGCACUGUUUGUGUGAUGAUUUUGACAUUCGAUAUUACAAUUAUUUCUGUUGGGACAAUCACCGCUUGUACUGUUCUUCGUGUCACUGUGCAAGGUGUUGGUACUAA